AGAAAAUAAAAUAAAAUAUACAAGUAAAAAAAUAAAAAUUUCAAUUAUCUACUACCAAGCAUAAAGUAUUUUUGUUAUACGAAAAAAAAAAUAUUUUUUAAGUCUUCAUAAAGUUUUUUAAUUUACAUACAAUUUUUAAAUUUUAAAUUGCUUCAAAAUUGUUAAAAUAAUUAGAAAAACGCGAAAAAAGCUUAAUGUUAAUGAAUUUAUACGAACGACAAUGCGAACCAAAAAUUUUAUUAUAAUAUUGUGUUGUGUAGUCCUUACAAGCUUUAUAUUUAUAAUAUUAGGACCGGCUGGACAGCAAAAUGAUUCGAUUAAAAAUAUUGUUACUCAAACUCAUCAACAGCUGAGAGAAUUACAGGAAAACUUACGUGCAUCAGAUGAAAAAACAUUAGAAGUUGAUGAAAAAUAUUUAGCCCAUUUGGGUUUUAUUCAACCCACCUUCAAUGGAACAAAAUCAAAUUUCUCAAUUGUAACGUACGUCCAAGAUGGGCAAGCACCAUCAGUUAUAUUACUAUCGCAAAAUAUUGCUGCCAAAUUUCCUAAUGAAUAUUUACUAAUAUAUGAUUUAGGAUUAUCUGAAGAUGAUUCACAUGCAUUAAAUAGUUAUUGUAAUAGCUCAAAAUGCUCUGUUAUUAUAUAUGAUUUAUCUGUUUAUCCAUCAUAUUUAAUGGAUCAGCGAAUGCACGCAUAUCGGCCACUUGUGAUAAAGGAUGCGUUACAGCGUUCAAAACAAAUUCUAUUUACUGAAAAUUAUAUUAGGUAUCGCGGUACUAGUCGUGAUUUACAUGAUCUCAAAUUAAAAUCAUUACAAAAUGGUGGUAUAUUAGGUUGGACAACACCCUUGGCAGUAUCGACAUUAACUCAUCCAAAGAUGUUUGGUUAUUUCCAAACGAAUGCAGAAAAUUUUCAAUUUUCACGUAUGAUUAAUUUAGAUGCAAUAUUCAUUACGGAUACACCAAUAGUUAAUGAAAAAAUAUUAUUACCAUGGAUAAAAUGUUGUUUAACGAUGGAAUGUAUCGAUCCAAUUGGUGCUCAAUCUGGUGGUUGCAAAUAUAACAAAAAACCACAAUUUCGUUACUCCGGAUGUCAUGCAUACGACACAUCAGCAUUAAAUAUAGUUUUAGGAUUAACGUGGCAUGAUGAAACAAAAUAUUCUCUAUCUGGUGACACAAAUACUAUUUUUUAUCAAGAGACUCUCGAACAAGCUACCAAAAUAUUAGAAAAUAAACGUCGUAAUAGUAGUGAUACAUCAGAACAUCCUUUUACGGAUGAAUAAAACUAAUUAUUAUAUUAAAAAUAUUAAAAACAAACAUCAAUAUUAAAUAUUAUAUUAUUAUAAUUGAAAAAAAAAAAACAAACAAAUGAAUAAAACAGAAAUUAAAAUACAUUUUAAAUUUAAGAUUUAAUAUUAUUAGAAAUUAAAAAUUAAUAAAAAAAAGAUUUGAUUAACCAAUUACGAAAAGUAAUAAACGUAAUAUUGAUAAAUUAAAAAUAAAUAUAAAAAACGUUUGAUAGAAAAAUUAACUUAAUAAAGAAAAAUAAAAAAAAAUUAAAAUUUAUAUAUACAAUAUUAUUGCA
This is a messenger RNA of Condylostylus longicornis, 1584 nucleotides long. RefSeq lists its product as uncharacterized. The transcript has 3 exons. The record is from RefSeq and is a predicted model, not a curated record. Lineage: Eukaryota; Metazoa; Arthropoda; Insecta; Diptera; Dolichopodidae. Bases 221 to 1282 code for a protein of 353 amino acids.